Molecule: messenger RNA, 5259 nt
Organism: Amphibalanus amphitrite
Lineage: Eukaryota; Metazoa; Arthropoda; Thecostraca; Balanomorpha; Balanidae
Product: protein madd-4-like
Exons: 25
Coding region: 205-4425 (1406 amino acids)
Biological process (GO): extracellular matrix organization
Cellular component (GO): extracellular matrix
Molecular function (GO): metalloendopeptidase activity
Source: RefSeq, a predicted model, not a curated record
AGACAAGACCAAGACAGUCUUCUGUCUGAACCAAGACAGCCGUCUGCAGCGUCGAGUGAUGUGCUGAGGGGCUCUGUCAGUGGUGUGUCAAGUGAGCCUGAGAGCCAGUGACGCUAAGUGCACCGGGUGAGUUUGCACUCUGUGACAGCUGCUGAAGAUCCCGCGGUGAGACCGGGUCCCAAGAAACAUAGAGACUGCAUAAAGAUGGCGCGGCACGCAGCCAAAGUCUGUAUUCUCCUCGCCAUUGCGACUCUCCCGCUCGCCACCACUGCUACAAACUCGGCGCGUCGGGUUGACGGGUGGACAGAGUGGAGCGACUGGGGUCCCUGCAGCCAGCCCUGUGACGGCGGCGUCACGCGGCAGACGCGCAUCUGCCACCGGGAGCACGGCUGUCCCGGCCUGGGCGUGCGCCGACAAAUGUGCAACAUGCAGGUCUGUGUGAACGCCACCGACCCUCGGGUGGCCCAGUGUGCCGCGUACGACCACCGUCGGCACAGCGACGGGCGUCGUUACCGCUGGGAGCCCUACCCCGACCUCACCGAGCCGUGUGCCCUCACCUGUCGAGCAAUCGGCACCGGCCUGGUGCGGCAGCUCUCGCCAAGGGUCAUCGAUGGAACCAGGUGCCGAGAUGGGAGUUUGGAUAUCUGCAUCGACGGAAAGUGUGAGCCUCUCGGGUGUGACCUACGUAUCGGCUCAAACCGCACAGUGGAUGUGUGCGGAGUGUGCGGCGGCGACGGAUCCAGCUGCAGCACGGCACACCACUUCUGGAAGGAGAAGGAGAUCGCACCCUGCUCGGCCACCUGCGGUGGAGGAUUUCAAGUGAUGCGGCCGGUGUGCACAAGUCGAACAACCGGUAUCGAGGUAUCGGAACAGUUCUGUGAUUUCCGUCUGCGACCUCGCGACCGUCUGAUGGAGUGUGCCCUGACGCCGUGCCAAGCCAGCUGGACCACUGACGAGUGGGGCCAAUGCAGCUCCUCCUGUGACGGAGGCCACAAACGACGCAAAGUCUGGUGCGCCGAAAUGGUCAACGGAACGCUGAUUCAGGUCUCUGAGGCACGCUGCAGUGGCAAUCGUCCCACCAGCCAGGAACCGUGCAACUUCGUCGCCUGUCCCAAAUGGUACCAGGGGCCCUGGUCGCAGUGUUCGGUGACCUGCGGGGACUCGGGUCAGCAGACUCGGGCAGUGUUCUGUCGGGACGCUCGCGGUCAUCUCAGCGAGGCCUGCGACCCGAAACUGAAGCCCCGGGGCCGCCAACCGUGCUCCAGUCUGAUGCCCUGCCCUCUCAGUCAGGUCAAGGACUCACACAGUGCACAUAUACCGUACCAGCUGCCGCUAUCGCACGCCCAGCCCGUGUUCCCGGCAGCAGUCGAGUCCAGCCAGCAGCUCACGCCCAGCACAGACCCCAAGUUCGUGGCGGACACGUGGGGUGAGUGCUCGGUGACCUGCGGUGAGGGACUGCGGCGGCGCAAGGUCGAGUGCAAGGUCUACCUGGAGUUCUCUCAGACCCUGGUCACGCUGCCUCCCAGAGAAUGUGGUAGCCACCCGCCGGCUGACCUAGAGCGCUGCAUUCUGCCGCCCUGCCUCGGGUUGAGGUCGGGAGACAGCUACCACCAGCCGUUCCGGCAGCAGCACCAGCAGCGGAGCAGCGACAAGACACCGCGUCACACCUACGACGCUUUAUACGACGUCAACGACCCGCCCGCGUUCGACCACUUCUCGAGCUCAGAGCUACCUCUCGGAGACACUGCCGUGCACUCUGACCCGUUCUCGAGCCCCGAGCACCACGGUCGACCCCACCUGGACCGCUUCUCGAGCCCUGAAAUCGACUCUCCGCGUGACGACUACCGAGACGGAGAUGACCUCUUCUCCAGUCCGGAGGUCAACCCUUUUGACGACGACUUCGGCAGUCCGGAGGACGUGCCCGGCCCGGACCCUCCUCUUCGCCACCAUCCGGACCGGUUCUCCAGUCCGGAGCGCCCGAUCGACUCGAUGGUCCGACUGAGGACGCACAUGUUCAACGGCGGGCGCACCUACCAGGACGUGGCCGGCUCGUUCGAGCUGCUCGGAGGGAUGCGGAAGGGCGGUAGAGGCGGUGCAGAUGAUGGGAGAGAACUGGAUAGCGGUGUGGUGGUUAUCCGACCCAAGGAGGCCCAGCCGCCGCCCGAACCGCCCGAGCAGGCCAGGUUCGUCUGGAAGAAGGCGGGGUUCACUCCGUGCAGCUCCUCCUGCCUCGGUGGCGUGCAGGAGUCUCUGGUGCAGUGCGUGCGCGUCUCGGACGGACUGGAAGUCAGCCCCUUCCAGUGCAGUCUGGACACCCGUCCUGACAGCAUCACACGCACCUGUAACGACCAGCCCUGUCCGCCACGGUGGAACGUCACGGAAUUCUCCGCCUGCUCGCGGCGCUGCGGAAAAGGUACGCAGACCCGUGAGGUGAGCUGUAUCCAUGAGCUGGCGCGGGGCGAGGGCAACACCCUGACAGUGGCUGACUCGGAGUGUGCCGCCCCGCGACCGGCCGACAACCAGCUGUGCAACAUGGUCACCUGCCCGCCGCGCUGGCAGCCCGAGCCCUGGAGCGAGUGCUCUCGAUCGUGUGGCGGCGGCAUCAAGACUCGCAAGCUGCGCUGUCAGCAGCGAAUGUCCGACGGCAGCGUGGUAGACAAGGCGCCCUCCAUGUGCGGCUCCAAGAGCCCACCGCACAAGAGGCCGUGCAACACGAGAAAGUGCCGCGGUCCGCAGAUCAUCGCCUCUAACCAGUCCUAUGAACAAGAGACGCCUCAGCGGCGGGUCACGCUGAAGAUCGGCGGCUCGGCCGUCGUCUUCGACGGCACCACGGUCCAGCUCAAGUGUCCGGUCCGACACUUCGACAGGUCAAAGAUCGUGUGGACCAAAGACGGUGACCGUAUGACGGGAGGCCGUAAAUACCGCCUCAAGGCGAACGGUCAGGUCAGAGUUCGACACGUCGAGUAUCAUGACGCUGGACGGUACACCUGCAUCGCGGGAGGGGUGACCGCCUCUUUGAACCUGUCGAUUCGACCGAGUCCUUUCGACGAGCCACAGUGGGUCAAAGAGAGGCGACUCAGGAGACAGAAGAAGAAAAAACUCCGAGAGGAGAGGCGGCGGAAGAAACAGCGCAAACUCGAACAGAAACUCGCCGAGGCAGCGGCCGCCGCGCCGCAGUACCCGACUCAUCGAAGAACGGAGAUGGAGCUGUCCAACACCAUUGAGCAGGUGUCCGAGGGGGGACAGCACCACUCCGGGCCGAUACUCCCGAGCGGCGAAUCACCCGACUCUAUGAACGACGUGCGCGUCAAGUUCGUCUCAGACCAGCAGGCCUCGGACAGCGACCAGCCUAAGGGUCUGGUGCUGGGCAGCGGCAGGAGCCGACAGCGCUCACGCUGGAGCAGAAAAUCGACCACCACCACGAGCACCACUCCUGGCACCACGCAAAGCACCACCACCACCACCGCUGGGGCCUCCUCAUCCGCCGCUUUCGACACAGUCUCUGACGCCCCCGCCGACACCGAAGGCGACGGUGCUGCCACCGUGCGGGAGCAGGACAGUACAGAUGGCGCUGUGGUCGCCGCCCCGGCGCCCAUGGCGGAAGGACCGGAGGGCACGGGUGGGACCGGGGAGGCGACAGAUUCCUCGCACGGCCUGGACGAGGGGGUGAUCGAGGUCCUCGGUAAAGGCGACCCGUCCGAGGUGCGUUUCGAGUGGCUCAUCACCGACUGGUCUCCGUGCUCUCGAACCUGCGGCGGUAGCGGCUACGAGCUGCGGGCCACCCAGUGCCUGGUCAAGCUGAACAACACGACUCGUACCGUGUCGGCCGCGCUCUGCGAGGACAAAGGUCUGCCCAGCCCGCGCUCGGUGCGGCCAUGCGGCCAGAUGCCCUGUCCCAGCUGGCAUGUCGGCGAGUGGAGGUCGUGCCGCCGAUCGCGCUGCGUCCAGUGGAACUAUGCGAUGCAGAGACGGAAGAUCAGCUGCCGUCUCCCGAACGGUACGACGGUCCACCCGCGACUGUGCGACCGUCGCCAGCGGCCCGACGGCCGCCAGGAGUGCUACAACGACCGGUGUCGCGGCGUGUGGCGCGUCGAGCCGUGGUCCAAGUGUUCCGCGCGCUGCGGAUCGGCCGGUUACCAGACCCGCAUUCUGCGCUGCGUGUGGUCCGGCACCAAUAAACCGGCGGGCAACACGUGCCGCGACCAGCCCCGACCGCUGGUCUACAAGCCGUGUGUCGGCCCUACUUGCCCCCCGUUGCAGGAGUCUCCCAGGGACCCUUCUGGCAGCAUAGCGCAUGAUGAACGCGAUGAUGGGAGUGGCUGUCGAGACCGCAAGAACUUCUGCUCGCGCGCCCGGCGGCUGUCGCUCUGCUCAAUGCAGGACAUCCGCAGCGACUGUUGCCGCACGUGUUUGGACGUCGGUUGAGACGCGGCUGCCACCUGUCGGCCGGACGGGGAACUAGCCGACGGCGCGGCGCCCCUCUCGGGCGCGGCCUGCCUGAUCUCAGCCGGCCCGCCGCCGCCGGCGCUGGCGCCGCUCGUGGCGCCGCUGCUGACGCCGCUGUUGGCGCACGGCGGCGGCUGACGCUCGGCAGUGGCGGGCGGGUCGGCGUCGGCCCUCUUCCCGGUGGGAACGACAGCGUGGCAGCCGUGAGCCGCGGACUCGUGUGGGAGCGUGUGAAAGUGCGUGACUAGGGCAGCUGGUCCUCUGCGGCCGAGGACCUCUCUUGUCGGCGGCCUGGCCCGCUCUCGUGAUACCAAUGGACUAUUAUUACCUUAUUUAUGUUAUGACGCGGUGUCCGAACCGCGCGGGCCGCCUCCUCAGUCUCAUUAAUGUGUAUCCCGCCGAGGGGCCGCACGUCGUGCGAGCUUUUCAGUGUUUGUGUACAUACAGGAUAGUUGGCUCGCGGACCGCGUGGUGGCAGCACCGUCUCUCCGCCAGGCGGCGCUCAUCCGCUUUAUUCCUGCCGCUUCGCCAGUGUAGGUCUUCCAGCCAACGGCGGCGCUUCGAAUGGGCGCCAGCUGAGAGGUCGGGGGACGCUGUUGUUGAGAGGAGUACCGUGUUGUGUCGCGCCGGUUGUGUGUAUUGUGAUGGCCUGGCCAGGGCUGGUGCGCAGGGCAGGGCGCUGACCGGUCGGAUGCUAGCCCUCGCUGUCAAGACAUUGUGCCAUACUUACUGUGUACCGGUUCGAUGUUAUUUUUCGAGUCGUGCGUUCGAACUGUUGAAUGGGUAGAAAUGCUUAUAAAUCGCAUCUACUAA